Messenger RNA from Silurus meridionalis, 3052 nucleotides. Its product is annotated as calcium-activated chloride channel regulator 1-like. Lineage: Eukaryota; Metazoa; Chordata; Actinopteri; Siluriformes; Siluridae. The coding region runs from base 3 to 2717 and encodes 904 amino acids. The record is from RefSeq and is a predicted model, not a curated record. The transcript is spliced from 14 exons.
UCAUGGUUAAAAUGCUUGCUGUUGUGGUGUUGUUUCUCUUUGCACUGAAAUCUGCUACAACAAUCAGAUUAGAUGGAAAUGGGUACACAGAUAUUCUGGUUGUCAUUAACCCUGCUGUACCAGAGAAUGAAGAACUUCUAAAUCAAAUCAAGAAAAUGAUUACCAGUGGAUCAGAAUAUCUGUUUGAAGCUUUAGACAACAAGGUGUUUUUCAAGGAAGUGAAAAUACUGGUACCACCAACCUGGACAUCAGGAAAGUAUGAGAAAGCAACAACAGAAACUUACAAAAAGGGCAAAAUAAGAAUAGACGAAUCAUCUUUACAAUAUGGUAAUGAGCCAUAUACUCAUCAACCAGAAGGAUGUGGACGUGAGGGUGAAUACAUUCAUUUAACCCCAGAUUUCUUGUUAAACAACCAUAUUUCUAAACCAUAUGGACCUAGAGAAAGGGUUUUUGUGCAUGAAUGGGCUCACCUCCGAUGGGGAGUAUUUGAUGAAUAUAAUAAGAAAGAGAAAUAUUACAUUUCUGCUAAUCGGUUUCGACCAACAAGUUGCACUAACAAUCUUUCUGGCCAGUGGAAGAAAAUUCUUAAUCAAUCAACUUCGGUACCUUGCGAGUUGGAUGCAUCUGGCGCACUCACACCCGACUGUGAAUUCCUCCCAGAUGCGAUGCAAACUACAAAAUCCUCAAUAAUGUUCAUGCCUAGCAUACAUUCUGUAAAAGCUUUUUGUCGAGAGGAGGAACAUAACUUAGAAGCCCCCAAUGAGCAGAAUAAACAGUGUGGAAAAGCAACACGUACAGUAAUCUUUGAGGACUCGGUAGACAAGGAUGCUCUUCACAAUCUAAAGCCGCUGCCAUCUGAUCCACCCCCUCCUACAUUCAAAGUCAUACAGAGGGGACCUCGAGUCGUCUGUCUCAUCCUUGACGUCUCGGGAAGCAUGACUGGAGGGAGAUUAUCACUACUUCAGAAAGCUGCUGGAAUUUUCUUAAACCAGAUUAUAAAUGAACAAGAAUAUGUGGCUCUUGUGACUUUUAGUAGUAACGCUCAAAUACUAACACAUCUGACAAAAAUAGAAGGACAGGCCACAAGAGACAAACUAAUCAGCAAAUUGCCCACAAUUGCAGCUGGACAAACAUUUAUAUGUAAAGGAUUCAGAAAAGGCUUUGAGGCCCUUCGAAUGAACGAUGGUGAAACAUUAGGAAAGGAGAUAAUUUUUCUGACAGAUGGGGAAGCAACUGAUAAUGUUUUAGAUUGUUUGCAAGAAUCUGUUAAAAGUGGUGCAAUAAUUCACACUGUAGCAUUGGGACCAAAUGCAGACAACACACUGAGAACCAUGGCAGUGCAAACAGAGGGAAUGUUUCAUAUUGCCAGCGAGAUUUUAAGUUCCAAUGAUCUUGUGGAUGCCUUUGCGUCAAAGAUCACGUGGGAUGGAAAUCCAUGCAAACAGCCCGUCCAGCUUGAAAGCACUGGAAAGCGUGUUGAAGAUUGGUUCAAUGGAACAGUUUCAAUCGAUCGGACUGUAGGAAACCGGACCACCUUUACAUUACUAUAUGAAAGAAGUGCACCCACUGUGUAUAUACAAUCACCAAGUGGUUUGGUUUAUGAUCAGAGACACACCACUAACAAUGCUAACACAAUCACUUUCACUGUUCCAGGAACUGCAGAGGUGGGUGAAUGGAAAUACAGCUUCUUUAAUAACGAAACAUCUGCUCAGGAAGCAAGUUUAUUAGUAAUGAGUUGGGCAGUGUCUGAAGAUAUUCCCCCAAUCACAGUUACAAUCAGAAUGAACCAGCAGACCAGUGAUGGCACUAAACCCAUGGUUGUGUUGGCUGCGGUCAGGCAGAAUUAUAAUCCUGUGUUGGGGGCCAGUGUUUGGGUGCACCUGGAGUCAGAUACGAGGAACUCAUCUAAAUUUCAGCUCCUUGAUAAUGGAGCAGGAUGUGAUGUGUUCAGAGAUGAUGGCAUCUACUCCAGAUAUUUUACAGAAUUAAGAUGUGGAAAAUACAGUCUGAAAGUGAAAGUGGAAUAUCAACACGGAGCAGACCAGUUUUCUUUCUACAGACACAGUGGUGCUCUAUAUGUACCUGGAUAUGUUGUGGAUGGUAAUGUGGAACUAAACCCUCCUCAGCCUGCAGUAAAUGUGCAGUCAGUGAAUGUUGGCAGGUUCACCAGAACAGGUACUGGAGAAAGUGUUGUAGUGGAAACCAAUGCAGUUUCAAAUUUCCCUCCAAACAAGAUCACGGAUCUGAGCGCAGAAAUUCAGGAGGACACCGUGCUUCUCAGCUGGACAUCUCCUGGUGAGGAUUAUGACCAUGGAACAGCCCAAUCCUAUGAUAUCAGAUGGAGUGAAGACCUGAAGAUACUUCGAAACAACUUCAGCAGCUGUAAUCCGGUGAACACUUCAUCACUUCAGCCUCAGGAGUCAGGCUCAGCUGAACAGUACUCUUUCAAGGCUGAUAUUGAAAUUGAAAAUGAUGCCACAAUUUUUUGUGCUAUUCAGUCAAUGGACAAAGACUCAGCCAAGUCUGAGGUAUCCAACAUUGUUAGAGUAUCCUGGGCCAAGCAUGUCUCAGGUGACAGACCCUCAGCCAUAUCAAAUCCAGGCCUAAAUCUAAAUGCUAUUAUCCUAUCAGUCUGUGUGGUGGCCAUAGUGGUAUGUGUUAUAAUUGUGGUCACAAGGGCAUUGAAAAAAAGAACACAUUCAUUUAACAUUAUUUAGAAUAAAAACUGCAAGCUUGAACAUUCAAUUAUUAUGCAGUGCUCACAUUUUAUGUCUUUAUAUUAUCUGUAAUGCUGAUUUUAUCCAGGGGUCGGUUGUUUUCAUGUUCCGUGCUCUAUGCUGCUUGAUCAUAUAUUUAAUUUACUUUAUGAUAAAACUUUAUGAUAAAAAAAAAAAACAAUCACAGAGAAGAAAAAUGCCACACGCUUCAUGUAUUAAUAGCUUUUUAUUUCAGUAUUUAUUGAAAGAUGCAUCACCUUGACCACAAGGAAAGUCAGUCAGUGGUGGUCUUUUAAUUUAAAUAAAAUGUUUCCCCCAUGUUCCCUAGUAGGAAU